AUGUCCGACUACGACUUUCGUCCAGGCGGCUCCCUCAAGCUGAAGAAGGGGGCCGCUGAGGACGGUGUUGUUAAGAAGUACGUGAAGAAGAAGUCCAAGUUGAAAGCCGACAAGGACAUUAUCUCAGUUCCUGCGAAGGAUCGCUCCCCUGUCCAUGACUCACCGUCUGGCAGUGGUCGCGAUUCACCUGCUGUUGCUGGAAGUAGUACUGAGGAUCGUAAGACUGCGGCUGAGAAGAGAUUUGAAGCAGUACAGAGGAAGAGGCUCAACGAAAGAGUGAAGAAACUCGCGAAUACGACACACAAGGAUCGUGUGCAUGAGUUCAAUGCCAAGUUGGAGACCCUCAGCGAGCACCACGAUAUCCCCAAGGUUGGGCCAGGAUAAGACGAACAGUACCUCCUUGUGGAGGAUAUUUGCCGUAUGCGUUCGCACCCAUGUUACCGUUCAGUUGGGAGGAUAGUUAUGUUGUGUACCGUGUGUUUUUGUGUGGCUCUACCCUACUCCUCUCCAAUGAAAGUAGUUCUCUG
Molecule: messenger RNA, 527 nt
Organism: Stereum hirsutum FP-91666 SS1
Lineage: Eukaryota; Fungi; Basidiomycota; Agaricomycetes; Russulales; Stereaceae
Product: DUF1754-domain-containing protein
Exons: 4
Coding region: 1-384 (127 amino acids)
Cellular component (GO): nucleolus
Source: RefSeq, a predicted model, not a curated record